GCCAGAGAAACCACAGCCGCAGCAGAAGUACACAGACUUACAGGUUUGACGGAAUUAGUGAAACAUAUACAGUAGGUGUUCGCCGCAGACCUUGGAGACAAGAUGACAACAAUGGCUACACCAAUCAGAAACCCCGAGAUCAGAUUUAAACAUCUGUUUAUCAACAAUGAAUGGGUAAACGCUGCCAGCGGAAAGACAUUUCACGUCCUCAACCCGGCCACUGGAAAGAAGACCGUUGACGUACAAGAAGGUGACAAGGCCGAUGUUGACAGGGCUGUUGCUGCGGCGAAAAAGGCGAUAGAGACCGGAUCUGUAUGGCGCAAUAUGGAUGCCAGUGACCGAGGACGCCUACUAAACAGACUGGCUGAUCUUAUAGAACGGGACAGGCUCUACUUGGCAAGCCUUGAGACUCUGGAUUGUGGCAAACCUUUCACUGACUCGUACAACACUGACAUGGUCCUUGUGAUGAAGUGUAUCAGGUACUACGCUGGCUGGACUGACAAGAUCUGUGGCAAGACUAUUCCCAUGGACGGCGAGUAUUUCUGCUACACCAAGCAUGAACCCGUGGGAGUUUGCGGUCAGAUUCUUCAUUGGAAUUUCCCUCUCCUCAUGAUGGCCUGGAAGCUUGGUCCUGCUCUAGCCUGCGGUAACGUGGUUGUCCUUAAACCGGCCGAGCAGACCCCACUCACCGCUCUUUACACAGCCUCGCUCAUCAAGGAGGCUGGAUUUCCCCCUGGUGUAGUGAACGUGAUUCCAGGCUAUGGACCAACAGCAGGCGCCGCUAUUUCGGAACACUACGACAUCGACAGGAUCGCUUUUACAGGAUCUACCGAGGUAGGACAGAUUGUGAUGCAGGCCGCUGCACGUACCAAUCUCAAGAGGGUUACUCUGGAACUUGGAGGGAAAAGUCCCAAUGUCAUAUUUGCUGACGCCGAUGUGGACAGAGCAGUGGAAACAUGCCAAAAUGGACUCUUCCUCAACAUGGGACAGUACUGCUGUGCCGCAUCCAGGACUUACGUCCACGAGGAGAUCUAUGAUGUCUUCAUCAGGAAACUGGUAGAGAAGGCCAAAUCACGGGUGGUCGGGGAUCCUUUCGAUGUUAGGACCAUAUGUGGACCCCAGAUUGACCAGGAGCAAUUCGACAAAGUCAUCGCCCUGAUAGAAAGCGGAGUGCAGCAGGGAGCCAAACUAGAAUGUGGUGGCAAGCGUCAAGGUACCGUGGGAUACUUCGUCCAGCCGACAGUGUUCUCUGGUGUCACGGAAGAAAUGCGCAUCGGCAGAGAGGAGAUUUGUGGUCCCGUAAUGCAAGUCACCAAGUUCAGAACUAUGGAUGAUGUCGUACAGCGGGCAAAUAGAACAAAUUACGGAUUGGCUGCCGGUAUCUGCACCAAGGACCUUGACAAGGUCAUGACCUACAGCAACCAUGUCAGAGCCGGAACAAUCUGGGUGAAUUCCUUCAAUGUGUUUGGUGCCCAGUGUCCAUUCGGAGGAUUCAAGAUGUCUGGUAUUGGACGAGAACUGGGCGAGUAUGGUUUACACGAGUAUUCAGAACUCAAAACGGUCAUCAUUAAAACUCCAACCAAAUUUUGACGUGUUUUGUGAAGAACCAUCCCAUGUGAAGUAGGAUUUUACCUAUCCCAUAUUGGACAAUAUGUGUGUUGAUUACCUGGAGUUAUCGAACCUGUAUUGAAAACAUGGAGUUAUCGAUCCUGUGUUGGACAAUACGUGCACUGUGCCUUCUAAAUUAGUUCAAACAUGACGUCACUGAUGUUGCUUGUUUCCGGACUCUACUUAUAUACUGUUUGUUAGAUAUAUACUCCUUACCCUUUUUACUUAUUAAUAAAGCAAUGUUAAACAAAUUUCAA
Molecule: messenger RNA, 1865 nt
Organism: Pecten maximus
Lineage: Eukaryota; Metazoa; Mollusca; Bivalvia; Pectinida; Pectinidae
Product: retinal dehydrogenase 1-like
Exons: 15
Coding region: 103-1590 (495 amino acids)
Molecular function (GO): aldehyde dehydrogenase (NAD+) activity
Source: RefSeq, a predicted model, not a curated record